AUGGACAAGUACGGCGCGACGGCCGCGAGCGGCGAGUGGGAGAAGGACGCCGCGCGGUCGAGCCGGCGGUCCGGCGCGGCGGCGGCGGCGCCGGCGCCCGCCGUGCCCCGGGCGCGCGUCGUCGGCGGGCUCGUGCUGCUCGGCGUCUGCGGCCUGGCGCUCGUCGCCGGGAGCGUGCGGAGUCCCGGUGCGCCCCUCGGGGGCGCGGUCGCGGACUUCGCGGGGACGGGCGGCGGCGGCGAGGACACGGGGAACAAGCAGGACGGCCAGCCCGCGCCCCUCGCCUGCGAGGCCCACCUGCGGUCCGAGAUGGUCUUCAAGGGCGUCGAGGUGACGAACAUGACGUCCAUCCAGAAGUCGCUGCUCGAGACCGUCGCGGAGGACGCGAUCGGGAAAGUGCUCAACGGCAUGACGGGCUUCCAGGCCAUGACGGCCAUCUGGUCCUACCCCGUCGACGGCAAGUGCUGGGUGAAGUUCUACUUCCAGGUCGAGUUCAUCAUCAUCCCGGGCAAGGACGACCAGGACGAGAUCUCGACCGGCGAGGAGCUGACGAACCGCGCGAUGCGGUACCUCGUCAAGCACAUCCAGAACGGGGACAUGGCGGACCAGUGGGUCGACUCGAACACGCAGCUCGGCUCCGAGACCUUCCUCUUCGGCAACAUCACGGACGACGAGCUCUCCGACUACUUCGACGAGGAGAUGUCGAUCUACGCCGUCGACGAGGACACGAAGCUCCUCUGGCUCGAGACCUGCACGCCGCCGUCCCUCGCGCCGGCCGUGACCUACACGCCGUCCAUCUCGCCGGGCCCCGUGGGCACGCCGACGGCGCUCCCGUCGCUCGCGCCGACGACGUGCCCGAGCACGUACGCGCCGUCCGCCGCGCCCGUCGUGCCCUACCCGGCGCCGACGGUCGGGCCCGUGAUCCCGCCGACGCCCCAGCCGACGGACGUGCCGUCCAUCGCGCCGACGAAGUACCACACGCUCUCGCCGAGCAUCAAGCCGACGGAGAGCCACAUGACGUGCGUGCCGUCGCCGUGCCCGGGCCGCAAACUGAACGAGUUCGGCGUCGAGAUCGACGACCCGGACUACGCCGAGGAGGCCGAGGACCAGCUCAGCGACGCCGAGGCCGACGCGCUCGUCGCGGCCUUCGACGCGAAACGGGCCGAGGCGCUCAACGCGGCCGUCUCCGAGAGGUAG
Messenger RNA from Aureococcus anophagefferens, 1197 nucleotides. RefSeq lists its product as hypothetical. The coding region runs from base 1 to 1197 and encodes 398 amino acids. Lineage: Eukaryota; Pelagophyceae; Pelagomonadales; Pelagomonadaceae. The transcript has a single exon. The record is from RefSeq and is a predicted model, not a curated record.